AUGGCAGUACAGCUAGUUGUGUCAAGUAAUGGCCGCAAGGCUAGUUGUGUGAUCGCAAGUGACGUGUGCGUGGGCCUGUCAAGCGAUCCAAUGGUGAACCGGAUUAUUCCGACGAUACAAGCUAACGACCGUAGUACAUACCAUUACAACUGUCAUAGUAGCACACUGAGCGAGCAACUUUGCCUUCCAGGCCAUGUGUAUCGUACACCCGUAGACAAAACACUCAUGAUUGUCCAUCAGGGCGACUGCGUCGUUUAUUACGUGGACCCUUUCGUCCUCCGCCUUACCAACUGCUUCUAG
Peronospora matthiolae is the source of this 300-nucleotide messenger RNA. The record is from the annotation of a GenBank genome assembly. Lineage: Eukaryota; Oomycota; Peronosporomycetes; Peronosporales; Peronosporaceae.